GAGAAGACGAUCAUCACCAGACCGGAUGGCUGCCAACUCACGCCCCUAUCCGGUGCUGUUGACCCGCUCCGUCUAGAAGACCGCAGCAACGUGCACCAACGCGAACCGCCGUCUCGGCCACGUCGCCGCCGGAACGAAUACAGGGGAUGCCACCGUACGUGGUGACCGGUGACCGCGCGCGAGGUUUCGCCCACUCCGCACUGCCGCGGACGUCUUCCCCGUCACCUACCAUGGGCCCCGGCUCCCACCCGUAGUACAAGAAGGCGGCCACCCCACCACCACCACAGACGCCCGAAGCUCCAACCAAAUCCAUCAUCACCAUCAUCAUCCUCGCCUUAUUAAACCAAAACCCCCCGCGCACCUGAUCCUCCAGUGCUGUCUGCCAUCACAGCGUCCGUUGCAUCGCGCGAUCUUUCGUCUUUAGCUCUGGGAGAGUGGGUCGAGCGGUCGAUCGGUCGGGCGGGUGGCAUGAGCCCCGGGAGCGGCAAGCUGCGGUGGCUGUGGAGGGCGCCGGCGCGGGCGUUCGGGCGCGCGCGGGACUUCUACGUGAGGAGCAUCACGGGGUGCGCGCGCUACGUGCCCGCCGACGCGGCCUUCGGCGCCUACCCGGUGCUCGUGCCGGCGCCGCUGCCCAGGAGCCAGAGCUGCGGCUCCGGCGCCGGCUGGGACGGCGGCGAGGAGGACCUCCGGGAGCUCAUCCGCGCCGCGUCGCAGAGGCGCGACGGCGAGCAGCAGCGGCAGGCCGCCCAUCUCCAUGCCGUGCCCAGGAGCCAGAGCGUGGCGGGGGCGGCGUCCAUGGCGCGGAUCGAUGAGGACGCGCCGUGCGAGUUCGCCUCCGGCGCCGCGCUCUACUCCCGCAGCCAGAGCUACGCCGGCGGCGCCUUGGGGGCCAGGAAGUCUCUCUGCCACAGCAAGGUGGCGGUCCUGGGCUGAGCUAGCUGCCAUGCCACUGCCGUGCCGGCUGCUCCUCGGCUCCUCUCGUGUGUGAUCGUUUCAUGCUUGUCAAAAUUGUUCAUGCUGCUCGGAUCCAACUAAAAUUGGGACUCUGAGCUUGUAAAUACGAUACAGGGAGGAAUUCAUGCACGUGUAAUUUUGCUUGUUUGGUUUUAGUCUUGAUCAUGACUAAAAAAUCGUGAGCUCCACGGUCCUUCUCUA
Molecule: messenger RNA, 1155 nt
Organism: Hordeum vulgare subsp. vulgare (domesticated barley)
Lineage: Eukaryota; Viridiplantae; Streptophyta; Magnoliopsida; Poales; Poaceae
Exons: 1
Coding region: 469-933 (154 amino acids)
Source: RefSeq, a predicted model, not a curated record